AGUGCCCUAAUAAAAACCUCUUUCCCCCUCCUCUGUCCUUUCUCUCUCUCUCUCUCUCUCUCUCUCUGCAGAAGAAGCUCAGAUACAGAAACUGACUACAAAGAAGAACAAACCUUUUUUUCUUAGAGCAAAAGAACUUCUUUUUUGCUCUUCCUAACCCCAACAAGACUUUCAUAGCUAUUAAAUCAGACCCCCUGGUAGACAAAAAAAUAUAUAUAUAUAUAAAGGGGGAAAUAACUAUUAUCCCAAAAGUGACCAACACUUCUCUCUCUCUUCCAUGGAUUUGCAACUGAAACAAUGGAGAAGCCAGCAGCAACAGCAGACAGAGUCAGAAGAACAACCUUCUGCAGCUAAGAUACCAAAACAUGUCUAUGACCAGAUUCAUUCCCAAACUCCAACUUCUACUGCUCUUCCUCUCUUUUCCCCUGAACCUUCCUCUUCUAAACUCUCCUCUUUGUCUCCUGAUUCUUCUUCCAGGUUCCCGAAGAUGGGGAGCUUCUUUAGCUCAGCACAGUGGCAAGAACUUGAACUACAGGCACUGAUCUACAGGUACAUGUUGGCUGGUGCUACUGUUCCUCAAGAGCUCCUUAGCCUCCUUUUACCAAUCAAGAAAAGUCUUCUCCAUCUUUCUCCUUCCUAUUUCCUUCAUCAUCCUCUUCAACACCUCCCUCAUUACCAGCCUGCUUGGUAUUUAGGGAGGGCGGCGAUGGAUCCUGAGCCAGGGAGAUGCAGGAGAACGGAUGGUAAGAAGUGGAGAUGUUCAAGAGACGUCUUCGCUGGCCACAAGUAUUGCGAGCGCCACAUGCACCGUGGCCGCAACCGUUCAAGAAAGCCUGUGGAAACUCCCACCGCCGUCAAUGCCACCGCCACGUCCAUGGCUACAGCAGCCACAGCCACCGCAACAACUACAACAUCUACGUUUGCUUUUGGUGGUGGUAGUAGUGGUGAUGAAGUGGCAGGUCAAGGAGGAUCGUUCUUCUUCUCUGCCCCUUCCAACUCUUCUUCAUCUGAACUUCUCCACCUUAGUCAAAGUUGUUCGGAGAUGAAGCAAGAAAGCAACAACAUCAACAACAAGAGGCCAUACGAGUCCCACAAUGGAUUCGGCAACCACAGGUCAGAUGGAGGCCAUAUCCUGAGGCCUUUCUUUGAUGAUUGGCCUCGUUCUUCGCUCCAAGAAGCUGACAAUAGUUCAAGUCCCAUGAGCUCAGCCACUUGUCUCUCCAUCUCCAUGCCUGGAAAUUCUUCCUCAGACGUCUCUUUGAAGCUGUCCACAGGCAACGAGGAAGAGGCUCGGAGCAACCACAAUGGGAGAGACCAGCAAAACAUGAGCUGGUGGAGCGGUGGAGGGUCUCACCACCACCAUAACCACAUGGGAGGGCCAUUGGCAGAAGCACUGAGAUCUUCCUCCUCGUCUUCCCCAACCAGUGUUCUCCAUCAGCUCGGUGUCUCAACACAAGCCUUCCAUUGAACAGUGUAAAAAACCACUGCGGUUUUUUUCUGUUUGUUUUGGGGUUUUAUUCAAAUUUUCGCUGUAUAAAGAGAGGGAAACUUUUGUUGUCCUCUUCCUUUUUCCUUAAGAUUUCCCCUGUAUCUGUAACCUUUCUUUGCAGUUUUUACUCUCAAAAGAUUUUAUGUUUUUGGAA
This is a messenger RNA of Capsella rubella, 1643 nucleotides long. Its product is annotated as growth-regulating factor 3. Gene Ontology annotation, molecular function: ATP binding. Bases 278 to 1468 code for a protein of 396 amino acids. Gene Ontology annotation, cellular component: nucleus. The transcript has 4 exons. The record is from RefSeq and is a predicted model, not a curated record. Lineage: Eukaryota; Viridiplantae; Streptophyta; Magnoliopsida; Brassicales; Brassicaceae. Gene Ontology annotation, biological process: DNA-templated transcription; developmental process; regulation of DNA-templated transcription.